Messenger RNA from Harmonia axyridis, 1888 nucleotides. RefSeq names its product eukaryotic translation initiation factor 3 subunit D (gene eIF3d1). The record is from RefSeq and is a predicted model, not a curated record. Gene Ontology annotation, cellular component: eukaryotic translation initiation factor 3 complex; cytoplasm. NCBI's taxonomy places the organism in Eukaryota, Metazoa, Arthropoda, Insecta, Coleoptera, Coccinellidae. The coding region runs from base 117 to 1793 and encodes 558 amino acids. Gene Ontology annotation, biological process: translational initiation. Gene Ontology annotation, molecular function: translation initiation factor activity. The transcript is spliced from 7 exons.
UUGUCACUGGCGUGUGUCUGUCAUUUAAGUUUUCAACCAUUCCGGUUUUUUAAUAAAAUUGAUUUUAUUUACAACUUGAAUAAUAUAUUUAUCAAAGCAAGAAACCAUCAAUCCAGAUGUUGAAAAGUGAUAAUCAAUCAGGGGAAGCACCCCAAUUUAUAGCGCCUGUAAUACAGGAUAAUCCAACUGGAUGGGGGCCAUGCGAAAUGCCUGAACAAUUCAGGGAUAUGCCAUAUCAACCAUUCAGCAAAGGAGAUCGUUUAGGAAAAAUAAGUGAUUGGACAGGAGCCGUCUUACAAGACAAAAAAUACGCAAUAAAGUAUGCCUCCCAAUUUGGUUCUGGCAGUCAAUAUGCUUACUACCAUGAGGAAGAUGAAAGUACUUUCCAUCUCGUUGAUACAACUCGUGUACAGAAACCACCAUAUCAAAGAGGUAGAUUCCGUCCUAAUCAACGUAAUAUGAGAGGACGUGGUGGAAGAGGUGGAGCCCAAACUGGAGGCAUGCAAGCUCUGGGUAAAGGCCUUAAAGCUAGGGAUACCUACAAAAGAAACCAGAUCAAGAAAUGGGGACAAGGAAGGCCUCAAAUUAAAAUAAGAGAUGCCUCAGUCACUGUGAAGCCAGAUUGGGUAACAAUUGAGGAAAUGGACUUCCCUCGAUUAGGAAAGUUGUCCUUACCAAAUAUUAAAGAUGGUGAUGACAUUAUGCUUUGUGGUGAGCUUGAAUACUACGACAAAGCUUAUGACCGUGUUAAUGUUAAGAAUGAGAAACCUCUUCAGAGUGUGAAUAGGAUCUUCCAUACUGUAACCACAACUGACGAUCCUAUCAUCCGUAAAUUAUCAAAAACUGAGGGUAAUGUUUAUGCCACUGAUACAAUAUUAUCAACAAUUAUGUGCUGUACUAGAUCCAACUACUCGUGGGAUAUCGUCAUUGAGAAGAUUGGUGACAAGCUAUUCUUUGACAAGAGAGACAACACAGAAUUCGAUCUACUAACUGUUAAUGAAACCUCAGUGGAACCCCCUCAAGAUGAUAGCAGUGUGCUGAAUUCUCCAAGAGAUCUGGCUUUGGAAGCUACUUUUAUAAAUCAUAAUUUCAGUCAACAGGUACUGAGGACCGGACCUGGAGAACCUAAGUACAAGUUUGAGAAUCCUAACCCUUUCAUUUCCGAUGAAGAAGAAGGUGAAAUUGCGAGUGUUGGUUACAGAUACAGAAAAUGGGACCUUGGUAGUGGAAUUAUUCUAGUUGCCAGAUGUGAACAUGAUGCUAUGGUUCAAACUCCAAAUGGAGAACUGCAAUUCUUGACCAUCAAGGCUCUAAACGAAUGGGAUUCCAAAUUGGCUAACGGAGUGGAAUGGAGGCAGAAGUUGGAUACUCAAAGAGGAGCAGUAUUAGCUAAUGAAUUAAGGAACAACGCUUGUAAACUGGCCAAAUGGACCGUCCAAGCUCUUCUUGCUGGAAGCGAUCAGAUCAAGUUCGGUUAUGUGUCAAGAGCCCACGUCAGGAACAGCAGCAAGCAUGUCAUCUUGGGUACUCAGCAGUACAAACCACACGAAUUCGCUACUCAAAUCAACUUGAAUAUGGACAACGCUUGGGGAAUUUUGAGGUGUAUUGUUGACAUCGUUAUGAAGCAAAAAGAUGGAAAAUAUCUGAUAAUGAAAGAUCCCAACAAGCCCAUGAUCCGUUUGUACGAUAUUCCUGACAAUACAUUCGAAUCCGAUGGAGAAUCGGAGAGCGAUGAUGACGUUCCUCAAGACUCAGCAGCUUUCCAAGGUCUCUAUCCGUACAAUAAGAGUUAAUGAGAAUUUUUUAAGUUCAUAUAAAUAAAACUUAUGGUGAAUGUUCAAGUAUUUUAAUUCUGUAACUUUUGCCCUGAAAUAUAAUAUUUAAACUU